UCAGUGGUCGAGGGCACCGUGGGUAUCGCGAGGUGCCCUGGGACGUUCCAGGGAGCCGACCGGCGCUCGCCAGCUGGAUGGCGAUGGGGUGAAUUAGGGCGAGAGCAGCGGCCAGGGAAACUGGAACGGGCGAGGGGGCGUGAGCCCUCUGGCCACCUGUUCCUCCCGCGAGUGCGGCCCACGCGGGUUGGCCGCAGUGCCGCGCGGCGCCGGAAGUGGCCGGUGUCGGUCGCCCGUGACACCAGACAACAGCUGCGGUUCUGUGCGCGCCGCGGUGCAGCGCUCCGGGCCCGGCGGAGUGAGCGUGGGCGGCAUCCGCCAGCGGCUGUGAUAUGGGGACUGAGAAAAAGGAAGAAAUUUCUGAAGAAUCCAAGCCACAUGGGCCAGUGUUCGAAAAACUUUCACAGGAGGUUUACCAAGGUCAUGGGUUUGGAGCGGCAGGUGAAGAAGACGUAUUAAAGGGACAUCUGAGAAAGUCUCCUCAGGAGAGAGACUUUGCAUCAGGGUUAGUUAUCGUCAAGACGUCAUCCUUAGGUGAGAAAGAGCAGGGUAGUAGUGGGAGUGACAGCGGCUCCAGCCCUGACCCAAGGGUGGUGCUCUGCCGUGGAGACCCUCCAGCAGAGAGGGUUAGCGUGUUUGCCACUUCUGCCCAGAGCCUCAUGGAGAGCGUCCAGCUGCAUAAAGCACAGAGGACUUCUGUGGGAGAAAAGCCUCACACAUGUAAAGAAUGUGGAAAAGCUUUUAAUCAGAACUCGCAUCUCAUCCAGCAUAUGAGAGUUCACAGUGGAGAGAAACCCUUUGAGUGCAAAGAGUGUGGAAAGACAUUUGGAACCAACUCCAGCCUUCGAAGGCACCUGAGAAUUCAUGCCGGGGAGAAGCCCUUUGCUUGUAACGAGUGUGGGAAAGCCUUCAUUCAGAGCUCACAUCUUAUCCACCAUCAUCGAAUUCACACAGGAGAAAGGCCUUAUAAAUGUGAAGAAUGUGGUAAAGCCUUCAGCCAGAAUUCAGCCCUUAUCCUGCACCAGAGAAUCCACACUGGAGAGAAACCGUACGAAUGCAAUGAGUGUGGGAAGACCUUCAGGGUCAGCUCCCAGCUUAUUCAGCACCAGAGGAUUCACACUGAAGAGAGGUACCAUGAGUGCAACGAGUGUGGCAAAGCCUUCAAGCACAGCUCGGGCCUCAUCCGACACCAGAAAAUCCAUACUGGAGAAAAGCCUUAUCUGUGUAACGAAUGCGGGAAAGGCUUUGGUCAGAGUUCUGAGCUUAUCCGUCAUCAAAGAAUUCAUACCGGGGACAAACCCUACGAGUGCAAUGAAUGUGGGAAGACUUUCGGGCAGAACUCAGAGAUUAUCAGACAUAUUAGAAUUCAUACUGGGGAGAAGCCCUAUGUAUGCAAGGAAUGUGGGAAGGCCUUCAGGGGUAACUCAGAACUUCUCAGACAUGAGAGGAUUCACACUGGAGAGAAACCCUUUGAAUGCUUUGAGUGUGGCAAGGCUUUCAGGCGGACCUCUCACCUAGUUGUCCACCAGAGAAUACACACUGGGGAGAAACCCCACCAGUGUCACGAGUGUGCAAGGACCUUUUGGGAUAACUCGGAGCUGCUGCUUCACCAGAAGAUUCACGUUGGAGAGAAGCCUUAUGAGUGCCGGGAGUGUGCAAAGACGUUCAGUCAGCACUCGCAGCUCACCAUCCACCAGAGAAUCCACACCGGAGAGAAGCCGUACGAGUGUCAGGAGUGCCAGAAGACCUUCAGUCGGAGCUCCCACCUCCUCCGACACCAGAGUGUCCACUGUGUCGAGUGACCUGCAGGCCACUGUGUGGGACGGCCGAAGCAGGCUCUUCAUUCCUUCACACUCUGUCCCCCGUCCUUGGGUCACAUGCAAGGACAGGCCCUCCUCUGCCCAUGCCCUGAGCCUUGGCUGUGGGAGCUGGUGGAAGUGACGGGGCAGUUUCAUGAACUAUUUAUUGAGAAGUUUGUGUUCUGAAUUAAAUCAUAAAAUUGUUUCAGGCCUUAAUUCUCCUCUGUCCUUUCCUUCCUUCUUUCCCUCCCCACAGGGUCUGCACCUGUGUCUAAAUUGUUGUUCUCUGUGAAAGUGGGGACAGGAUUCACUGCCACAAACUACAGAGUGACUCACUGUCUCCUGAGAUGUUAGAAAAUCGUGACCUAUUCUCCAGGCCAUUGUGUAGCCUUGGGUACCUUAGUAAGCCCACCCCUCCACCCCCCCCACCCCCCGCCUUAAAUUCUUCCAGUCAUGUUAUCAAGUUCCCUUGAACAUGGCGACAUUAAUGAGAAAGCAGGAACCUGCGUCUUUUCACAUCUGCUACGCUCCUUACUUAUCUGAAGAGGGGUCUACGAAAAGGAAGCAGUUUACAGAAUGGCGUGGAAGCCUCAACACCUGGAGGAAGAACCAGAGAGAGACAGCUGAAGUCGGCUACUGAGCACGGGCUGGAGAGGCUCAGCGGCAGCUAUCCCAAGCUGCGCACAGAAUCCCAGCUGCAUGCACUUGGUCCUAGCUCCUCCUGCUGCCGCCAUCCUGUCAGGAAGCAGUGAACAGGGUGGUGUGGCUUUUCUCUGCCAGGCACCAGGCUGUGGUGGUGAGCUGGAUAACUCAAUGAAUCAGGCCUGGCCUUUCCAACAUCUGAACUCUCACGACCACCAGCUGGGGGCUCUGGGUAAUAGCUGUAGAUGUGACCGCUCUUCUUGGCGUGUCUUAUGGCCAAGAAUUCUUUUUCCAACAUCUCUGCAUGUCUUCUGUGUCUUCCAGUUCUCUUGUUCCCAUGUGUGAUGUGCGUAGUAGGAACAGAAAUUGCACUAAAGAAAACAUUGCAGGCCUGGAUUCUUAUCUGAGAACUCUCCCUUUAAUGAGCCCUCCAGUUCCUGGUCUUUGGUUUUCUCAUCUGCAAAAUGAGGGGUGUUGAAUGAAAUGAUCUCUGAAGUUUCAGGCAGUCUCUAAGAAAAUACGCUAAUCACCAAUUCUUUUUUCAGUACUUGAGUUUCAUAACCCAAGGCUUUGUGUAUGUCAGGCAAGCAGUCCACCUCUGAGCUUCAGCCCUGGCCCCAUCCCCUUCCAGAGACAGAUCCCAAUGAGCUGUCCAGUAGCUGUGUGCCAGGCAGUGUGCUGUCAGCUUAUACUUAUUUCCCGUGAUACCUCUAUGAUGUGGGUAUAGCUUUACUCAGAGACAAUUUACAUAUCAUAAAGUUUGUGGUGUUAAAUGUCCAGUUGAGUGAUUUUUGGUAAAUUAGAGUUGCACAAUUUUCCUCAGUGUAAGUAUUCUUAAGCCAGCUUAAAUGAUGAAUGAGUUUAGGUGGGGCAGGGAAUGUUAGGUGAUUCACCCAUGAUUGUGUUCAGUCUAGAGCUAAGAGUCCAAGGGUCUAUCAGCCACUGUGCUGUGGAUAGGCUCCUUCAUUAAUGUCUGAUUUUAAGCCCUUUGUACACUUUUUUUUUAUUACCAGUCACUACACAGAUGUGACUAUCUUGGCAAAUGUGACUCAUCACAGCCCAGUUCUGCAGGGCAGGCUUUCUCUAUCCUGAGAGCACUUUUCAGGUUUCUACACUUGGCUUGAGAGAAAAGCAGUCAAAUAAGCGGCUACUGAGUCCAUUCCACAGUGUUGCAGGCGGCCCCUCUGCUGCAGAUGCUGGCAGUAGAAGCUCUCUGGCUGCUUCCCUCUGGUGGUUACCAGUGCAGUGUGGUCUCCCUCGUUUUUGUUGCUUUGCUUGGGCUCAGAGAAAGCUGCUCCCACACUGUCCCUCUGGACAUCACUCACCUCUGUAACUUAGGAUUUUUGUGGUCCCUUACUUUACUUCCAAAUGCAUCCCUUUCCAGUCCUUAUAUAGAGCCAGCAUCUAAUAAAGCUCAUUUAUAAUGUGAUUGAAUAUUACAAUAAAAAUUAAAAAGCCAAGUGAAACCUUGUCUAAAAAAGACAUCAGCACUCUUCAAACUCCCCAAAGGAAUCCUCCCAAGACACGCUUGUGAGGACCACGGCCUUCCCUGGAGAUGAGCAUGCUGUGUAAAGGCGGAGGUUCUCAUGUCUCUCCUUUCAGACUUCACUCUCAGAAGUUCUUGGUGAAACCAGCAGUGCAGGGUUUUGUUCUGUUCUGUUUGAGACAGAGUCUCUCAAUGUUGCCGGGACUGUCCUGGAAUUUGCUGGGUAGACCUGGCUGAUCUCAAACUCAGACCCGCUGGUCUUUGCCUCCCAAGUGCUGGGAUUAAAGGUGUGCACCACCAUGCCUGACCCUUUUCAGGGCUUAGUUUUGGUUUUCCUUGCUGUUGUUUUGGUUUUUAGUUUUCCCAAAAAAGCCAAUCCUUCCACCUAACUUCAACACAUAGUUUCUUUCUUUUUGCUUUCUCCCUUCUUUCUUCCUUACUUUCCUCCCUCCCUUUUUUUUGUUCUUUCUAUGUCUUAAAUAGCCCAGACUGACCAUGAACUCCGUUUGUGGCUGAAGAUGACCUCGAACCUCUGAACCUCCUUCCUCCACAUCCUCAGGCACCACUACACCCAGUUUAUGCUGUGCUGGGGACCUCACUCGGCUUUGUGUGUGAUAGGCAAGCACUGGACUCCAUUCUCAUCUCCUCAGUUGCCUUAAACCCACCACUGCUUAGCAAAAGAAAAGGCCUUUUACUUAAUCCGUUCUCUUGAACGUUAGUGACAGGCCUUAUUGUGCUCAAACAUGCUUAGAAGAGGAGGAAGGCCUCAUGUUCUCAAAAGAAUCUUUGUGUGCUGCCCGAGAGGAAGUAAACUCUUAGGUAUGUCACACGUGCGUCCUCUGACCUCACUUGUCUCAGGAAACUUCCUCACCUUUCCUUGUUUGCUUACCUUGUCAACUUACCUUGGCAUCAACAUCUAUGCAAGGAGAAUCCUGCCUGCCAAAGACUAGUCAUGAAUGAACUGCAGACCCACUUUCAAGAAAUAAAAUAAACUUCACAGUCUGAAAGCCCCACUUAAAUACCCGAGAACUCCUGCAGGAUCUUUGAAGGUACGUCAACGUCUGUUCUCUCCCUUUCCUCACAGUUUAAGCAAAUAAAGCAUGUCUUUGUAAUUUUCUCGA
Molecule: messenger RNA, 5048 nt
Organism: Myodes glareolus (Bank vole)
Lineage: Eukaryota; Metazoa; Chordata; Mammalia; Rodentia; Cricetidae
Gene: Zfp3
Product: ZFP3 zinc finger protein
Biological process (GO): negative regulation of transcription by RNA polymerase II; regulation of cytokine production; regulation of immune system process
Cellular component (GO): nucleoplasm
Molecular function (GO): RNA polymerase II cis-regulatory region sequence-specific DNA binding; DNA-binding transcription repressor activity, RNA polymerase II-specific
Source: RefSeq, a predicted model, not a curated record